GCAGACCUUCGCCUUUUCAAUUUAAACCACAAUAAUUAACUCGCCGAUAAAAUAAAUUAUGAUUUAAUCUUAAAAAGAAUUUUUCAAUUCCAGUUUGUUUUGGUGCGAGUGAUCGAGUGGUUCGGUUGAUUUGACGUACCUAUACACAAAAUGGCUUUACGAAGUAUAGGCCUAGCGAGGCCCCAGUGCCAGUGCCUCUCUGACCAAAAAACCCACCUCUUAUCCAGAUUUAAGAGACAACAGUAUUCUUCAGGCCCUAAACUCAUAACACCUUUGGAGGAGGCGAAACGCUUUAUGAAAGACUGUUUUCUGGCUGUAGGCACCUCCACAGAAAACGCGGAAAUCGUAUCGGCGAACCUCCUGGAAGCGGACCAUCGUGGACACUACAGCCACGGCAUGAACAGAUUAGAAAUGUACAUCCGCGACAUCCAGCAUGGUACCACGGAGGCCAACGUUACCCCCACCACAUUGAACGAAACCGUGGCCACAGCUUACUUGGACGGUCACAACGGAUUGGGUGCGGUGGUAGGGAAAAAUGCCAUGGAUAUCGCCAUGAAAAAAGCCAAAGAAGUCGGAAUUGGAUUGGUGGUGGCCAAAGGGUCAAAUCAUUAUGGUAUAGCUGGGAUGUACGCCCUGCAGGCUAUAGAGCAGGGUUUGAUUGGGUUCAGUGUGACCAAUACGUCGCCCCUGAUGACGCCUACUAGGGCGAAACAGGCCACUCUCGGUACCAACCCUCUGGCCCUCGGAGCCCCAGGCAAAAAAGGCGACAGUUUCGUCCUGGAUAUGGCCACCACCGCGGUGGCCUUAGGAAAGAUAGAAAUCGCUAAGAGAAAGGGCGAACCUAUCCCGGAAGGGUGGGCCCUAAACGACGACGGUAUCCCGGAAAGUCAUCCCACUAUCGCUUACAAAGCCGCUAAACUUUUACCUCUAGGGGGGGUCGAACUGAACUCUGGAUAUAAAGGUUAUGGAUUGGGGAUGUUUGUGGAGAUAUUCUGUGGAAUGUUGUCCGGUUCCUCUUACGGUCCGAACGUGAGGAGGUGGGGCAGCUCCCACGAAGUCGCCAACCUCGGGCAGGCAUUUAUGGCCAUCGAUCCUCGAGUGUUCGCUCCAGAGUUCGAGGAUCGACUGCAAAGUCUUAUGACUUAUUUAAGGGAUAUGGAGCCGGUUGAUCCGAACAAACCGGUGCUGGUGCACGGAGACAAAGAGCGAAUCCACAUGGAAAAGGUGAAAGUGGAGGGUGGACUAAGAUACGUCGAGAACCAGCACAAGACCAACAAAAUGUUGGCCGAAGAACUGAAGAUUGACCCGAUGGAGUCGAAAUCUGUGAUUUUACCCUCUGACGAUCCGCCAGUGGAUUAGCAGUAUUUAUAGCGAAAAAGUUAUAAAUGUAUUUAUUACUGUGUAAGUUAAUGUUAAUGAAAAUUCCAAGCAUUUUUUAUUUUCUCCUUGGUUUUCCACUCUCCCUCCUCCUUCAUCUUCUUUCUCCUGUUGUUCCUCUACAGUCAAUACUCUAGGAUCCAGUUAGAAUUUUAAUAAAUAUCUUUUUUUAUAAUUUAAAUUUUUUUCAAUUUUAGGAAAAUUAAUAAUAACACCCAAAAUGUAAUUUUUCUCUCUGAAUUAGAUGGUAAAAAUCAACUGUAAAAGAGCACCAUGUCUGUCCGUCCACCAAUUGGACGAUUUUACGAGAUUUAUUGAUGGUACCAAAACUGUAAUUUUAGUAAUAAAUUAGCGAGAAAAAGUAGCUUGUCAAUGUUAAAAAAUUAUCAAAACAUUAUUUCUAAGAUAUGUGGUGCCCUUUAAUGUUAGAACAUGGAAUUACGCGUUUCCUUUGCAUUCACAGAUAAUGUAGGACAAGUGUUUGUUUAUAUGUCUUUUUCUCGCACAUUAUCGGUAAAUGGGUCUCUCCUUGUGUGCAUAAAAAUAAAGUUUAUAAGAUCUUAAA
Messenger RNA from Anthonomus grandis grandis, 1942 nucleotides. RefSeq lists its product as uncharacterized. Gene Ontology annotation, molecular function: oxidoreductase activity. NCBI's taxonomy places the organism in Eukaryota, Metazoa, Arthropoda, Insecta, Coleoptera, Curculionidae. Bases 151 to 1359 code for a protein of 402 amino acids. The transcript has 9 exons. The record is from RefSeq and is a predicted model, not a curated record.